CUAAACGAUGCGGGAGCCGGAGAACUGCCUGUGGGGUCUUGAGGCCAGCGGCGGGAACUGGACAGGCAUCGUAGGGACUCUACAGUAUGAAAAGGCCGACUUCUCCAUGGACCUCACCCUGACGCCCCAGAGAGCAGCGAUAGUGGAGUACGGGAGGGUGUACAUCGGGGAAGAAAUGGCCAUCUUGUCCCUGAAGCCAAGGCCACUACCCGAGUAUUUAGCUUUGUUCAGGCACUUAGAAGGUACUGUCUGGGUCUCCAUGGUGGCCGGCGUCAUGGUGUGGAGCCUAACACUCUGGGUCUUGCUCAGAAUCGUACAAACUGGCGUGGAGUAGCACCCGAUGAAGCACUCGGGCACUUUUCUACGGGUGGGGCCUGCUGCUCGAGGACACGCCCUAUGACCCGCCCGAGGGAACACACGGCCUGGACAGCGGGGGCCGGGGAAGCAUGGUCCAGUAACACACUCAGUUAAAUUUACGAAAUAUUUUAUGAAAACAAAAUGCAAAGUUUAAUAAUGGCACCAAAUUUAUCAUUACCCAACAGCUAGACUGAUGAGUCAACAGUAAACAUUCAAAACUCUCAGUAAGUGACGUAAGUCAGACAGCAGCUUCAUAUUAAGCAAACUUAACAACUUUUUUUUACAUGCUGCCAAUAGCGCCUGCAAGC
Eriocheir sinensis (Chinese mitten crab) is the source of this 665-nucleotide messenger RNA. RefSeq lists its product as uncharacterized. The transcript has 2 exons. Lineage: Eukaryota; Metazoa; Arthropoda; Malacostraca; Decapoda; Varunidae. The record is from RefSeq and is a predicted model, not a curated record. Bases 8 to 334 code for a protein of 108 amino acids.